UUAUAGUUAAACCUCACAAAAUGGAGAAGGAGGAACAACAAAAUAUGCAGAAUUUGUUAAACUUAACUCGGGAUAAACGCCACAAACAUACCUUGAAAUCAGAUGAUGAAAGUGGUGAGGGUAAAUCUAAAUCUAAAAUGUCCAAAUCCCGUAAAUCUAGGUCCAAAAUCACCAGUCAGUUCCUUGAAGAGAACAUGAGAAUUUUUAAAGAGAGCGGUCUCGGCAAAGAUGCUAAACCACCUGAUCAUAAGCGUGAGGUAUCAGAGACAGCCAAGCGGAAGAAUAUCUCUCAGAAGCCUCUCUACGACCUCACUGAAGAGGAACUCCAGUUAGUAGAAAAAGAAAAGCAAAAGAAAUUAGAAGAGAAGGAACGUAUGAAAGAGGCAGUCAGGAUGAAAUAACGAAGCCAGGAAAAGAGUCAAAACUGAUAUGAAAGUCUCUAUUAACGACCUUGGUUCUACUAAGAACUAUAAGACCCUCAGUUCGACGGAAGAGGUUCAUAAUUUUGUCGAAAAGUAUGGGAUAGCGAAGUAUUCCAAGAUGAUCCAAGUGGAAAAGGAAAGGCUAAAACAUCUUGGAAAUGCUAGGCAACAAUCAAACCUUGACAAUAAAAUUAAUGCAAUUGUACUACAAAAGAAAAAGAAGAAGAGUCGUAUGAGGUUCGAUGUCUUCAACAGUGCUGCAGUCCUACUUAAGCCAGAAGUAGAUGCCUCUGAGAAACAAAUUCUUGCAAAAAAUUAACUUUCUUUCUUCAAAGAAUAAAGUAAAACUAAUGAUGGCAACAGACCAGUUUUUGGAUUUCAAUGAGUUCGAGCCUGAAAAGAAAGGACAGUAUAGCCAACCUCUCAAUCCUAUGCAUAAGAAGAAGACUAGGUCUGUCCCAAGGAGAGAGGGUUUGAAAGACUCUCUACCUCCAAUCCUUGAAGUUCUUCAGGCUGAUGAAGCUGAUCAUAAAGAUAGUACAAAGCCUAAGGCUAAAAAUAGGGAACCUAGCCCAGAACUUCGAGAGGUUCGGCCUGUCAAACAAGAGAUCAAUGGUAGAAUUGAUAAAAAGACUACAAGUCUACAAGGAAGGUUGAAAAAUGUGAUUUCUAAGCAAAAUCAUUUCAAAAACAGAGGCCCUCGUCGGAAAGAUUAUGAAGAAUUUCUAAAAUAAGAAGCAAAACAAUCAAGAAGAGGACGAUGAAGAGGUGUCUGCCCCCUUCACUAAUGAGCAGUAUUCUGUUGGAUUAGUCAAACCUUCAUCCCUUUCGAAUGAGGGAGCCUCUCACAAAAGCACAUUUGAAAAUAAAAUGUACUCAAAGCAAGGCGCAAAGCUAGCAGGAAGUGCUGAUAAGCAAAAGCAUAAGAAAACUCGUUCCAAAGAAGUCUCGACUGCAUAUGAUAGAGAAACUCUAUUCAACAAGCUUGAUCCUAUCUUUCAGAAAUAUAACAAUGGCCAGAUUGAAACCUUAAACCACCAGGCUAAUAUCAAAGAUAGAGUCAGAGAGGUCACAACUGAUGUUAACAAAUAAAGAAGUGGAACAAUUCAUAAACCAAGAUUACUAUUCCCUUAUACAAUCUAAGAAAAUAGGUAGAACCAAGCAGAAGGAGGUAUUCUACUGAAACAAGAUCAACCCUAUCGAUGAUAAGUCCCUUCCCAUGCUUCUGAAAGAUGAGACUGAGAGUGGUCAGGAAUACUUUAAAUUCGAGAACGAUCCUCAUAGCCACCUUCGUGACCAAAUAUCUCAAUACUCUGAGAAUUACGUGCGAGAUCGUUACUUUUUCCAGAAGAACAAUAAGCCUUUCCUUUUAGAUGCCUAUAAGACAGGACACCGGAACCAAAAUUCGGCACCAGGGAUUAUCAAGCAGGCUACUUUUGAGACUUCAUCCUUACUAUCUAAAGAAAGUUCUGGGGAGAUAUUCACUCAAAAAGAUAUCUUAGAGCUACCAAAACUCAGCCAUACUGGAACAAAAGUGCGCCCAGAAAGGGAAAGAGUCAGUAAAGAAGAGCUCAAAAUUAGAGCCAAACUAGCUCGAAUGGAGUACAAAAUCAAGGAUCUUAAACAAGACUUCAACCAGAAGCAUCGAAAGUUGAACAAAUUCGUCGUCCUAAAAUAAGGACUCAGAAGGCAGGUUUACUAAAGUAGCCAAAAAGCGUGCUAAAAUCAAGAAGUACCUCAAACAGCAAGAGGCUAAUAAACGUGAAGGCAAAGCCGAGGUCGUCUUCGCAGAAGACAAACUUGAUGAGAUUGAAAUUGAAAUGAAAUAAACAAGCCGCUAUACGGGAGAAAAAGGCUAAACUUGAGGCUUUAAAAAAGUCCAAAAUGUUGAAAGCCCAAAAACUCACUAUUAAUCAACUCAAGAAGUUACAAAAACAUAUUAAUCAUAAGACUUAUGCCACUAAAAAGAGAGUUUGGGAAGGUAAUGGCCUAUAUUUCUGAAUUUAUAGGUGAGAACGGGAAAUUUAAAGAAAGAGACCUCAAAACAUACUUCAAAAAGUUUGAUGCGAACCAAAUCUUUGUAAAGAAGAAAAUGGAUGAUUACAAAGUUGUUAAAAGUGAUGAUGAAAAAGACUAA
Messenger RNA from Moneuplotes crassus, 2559 nucleotides. The record is from the annotation of a GenBank genome assembly. Lineage: Eukaryota; Ciliophora; Spirotrichea; Euplotida; Euplotidae.